Messenger RNA from Salvia splendens (bonfire salvia), 1677 nucleotides. RefSeq names its product putative nuclease HARBI1. The transcript is spliced from 4 exons. The record is from RefSeq and is a predicted model, not a curated record. Bases 568 to 1542 code for a protein of 324 amino acids. Lineage: Eukaryota; Viridiplantae; Streptophyta; Magnoliopsida; Lamiales; Lamiaceae.
AGAUAAGCCAACCCCACCUCCACCCCUGUGAUUGUGUGUAACCCAAAAAUCUAGAUUCAAUUUUUUAACCUUUCCAGACAAAUUGCCCCCAAUUCCUCUUCUUCUUCGUGUGUUCUCACCCAAAAUUCAAUUGAGAGCUGCACAACUUGUGUUUGUCAUGUUUCGGUCAGAAAACGAGUCGAUGUAGAAGGUUGCACACACAUCACUCUCUUUUGUCGUCUAUGUAAUUUUUUUCCUCAUUUGCAGUGCAGCCCAUCGGAUCCAGUCUUGGUUGAAGGAGGAAGACAUUGCGAUUGCCAUGGCAGACCAAAUCACCCAGAAUAAGGCUGCACGCAGAUGUAAAGAACUAUCGAACUUCAUGCUAGUACUUGAAGAGAUAAUUAGGAUCCAUCAAUUCAAUAUGUUAGUUGUUCGGAUGUUACUCUUCAUUUUCAUAUCCAAGAAGAGCAAAAAACCAAAAGGAUUUGGAGGAAUAGGUGUUCAUUGCUUGAGCGCAUUCCGGCCAAUGUUUGCCACAUCAAUAGAUUAGUUGGUCUAACUGAUCGGUCGUGCAUAGAUAUUCUACGCAUGGAUAGAAACACAUUCGGUCGACUAUGCCGUUUAUUGAAGGACCGAUGCGGUCUUGUGGAUAAAAAGUUUGUCACCGUUGAGGAACAAGUAGCGAUGUUCUUAGUUGUAUUGUCUCACCAUCAGAAAACUCGGGUGGUUGGUUUCAGCUUUACUCGGUCAUCACAGACCGUUUCUCGCUACAUGCACGUUGUUUUAUAUGUUGUACUAAAGCUCCAUGAGGUUUUGCUGGUGAAACCUGAACCCGUUGAUGAAAAUUGCACCAACGCACGGUGGAAGUGGUUUAAGGGUUGUCUUGGAGCAUUAGACGGAACAUACAUCUAUGUUCGUGUUCCUACAACAGAUCUUCCACGAUAUCACAAUAGGAAAGGACAGAUAACCACCAACACACUAGUUGUAUGCGACCGCCGUCUGAGAUUUGUCUAUGUCUUUCCUGGUUGGGAGGGAUCUGCAGGGGACUCGAGAAUUUUGAGAGACGCACUUAGUAGACCACAUGGUCUCAAAGUACCAAAAGGUCAAUACUAUUUGUGCGACAAUGGGUACGCGAAUAGUGACGGCUUUAUGACGCCUUACAAAGGAGUGAGAUACCAUUUGAAAGAAUGGGGUCCCGCUUGUGAAGCCCCUCAGACACCCGUGGAAUUGUUCGACAUGCGCCAUACCAAAGCGAGGAACAUCAUUGAGCGAGCCUUUGCUGUGAUGAAAAUGCGUUGGGGAAUUCCACGCAGUGCACGCUUUUAUCCGAUAGAUGUGCAAACAAGCCUUAUCAUUGCUUGCUUUUUGCUCCACAAUUUCAUACGUGGGCAAAUGGAGGUGGAUCCUCUUGAGGUGCAGAUUGAUAGUCAAGGAGAUGAUGGGAGUCAAUCUGAUGCUGAUGAUGAUGGAGUGGCUUUCAUACAGAGCAUCGAACCUACCACUGCAUGGUCUAAGAAGAGAGACGACUUAGCAGCUGAAAUGUGGCUUGAUUUCAAUACGUAGUUUGUUAGUAACACUGUACUUGUUUGGAGCUUGUAUUAUUUUUUCCCUUCGGAUUUCUCGUACUUUUAUGAUGCUAAUUUGAACUCGAUAUGUAUUAUGGAGUUAUUAAUUAUAUGGUAGAUUAUGGUUCAUUAA